Molecule: messenger RNA, 1571 nt
Organism: Fomitopsis serialis
Lineage: Eukaryota; Fungi; Basidiomycota; Agaricomycetes; Polyporales; Fomitopsidaceae
Product: 3-isopropylmalate dehydrogenase
Exons: 5
Coding region: 179-1333 (384 amino acids)
Biological process (GO): L-leucine biosynthetic process
Cellular component (GO): cytosol
Molecular function (GO): 3-isopropylmalate dehydrogenase activity; magnesium ion binding; NAD binding
Source: RefSeq, a predicted model, not a curated record
CAUACUGACGCGAUACUCGAUCACGUGACCGCAAUUAUCCAUCGGAAGAAGGCUCUCCAUGUCCUAUGACUCGCGUUGUCUUCUGAACGGCCCUCCGUGAACAACCCUCUCCGCAAACCAUAUAUCUCGGAGAGACAGCUUGGUGUAAUCCGUACAACGCUUUCUCUCUUCCUCGAUCAUGCCCAAGAAGUCAUUCCGCGUGGUCGUCCUCCCCGGGGAUGGCAUUGGCCCCGACGUGGUUGCUCAGGCCGUCCGGGUGCUUGAAGUCGUCUCCGCUACAUCCCCGGACAUCGAGCUCAAGCUCGAGGAGCACCUCUUCGGUGGGUGUGCCAUCGAUGCUACCGGCCACCCAUUGCCGGAGUCGACCCUCAAGGCUUGCAAGGAAGCCGACGCCAUCCUCAUGGGCUCGGUCGGCGGGCCCAAGUGGGACGUCAACAGCAAAGUGCGCCCUGAGCAAGGUCUUCUGGGGCUCCGUAAAGCCCUCGGCCUCUACGCCAACAUCCGGCCAUGCAACUUCGCCUCCGACUCGCUCCUCGCAUACUCCCCGCUGAAGGCCUCGAUUGCCCAAGGCACGGACAUCAUCAUCAUCCGCGAGCUAAUUGGAGGCGCGUACUUCGGCGAACGUAAAGAGCUUGGUCAGGCAUCGGAGCCCGACGUCGCCUACGACACGAUGAUCUACAGCAUCCCUGAGGUGCAGCGGAUCACGCGCGUGGCAGCGCAGAUCGCGCUGAAUGCGAACCCGCCGUUGGCGAUCCACUCAGUCGACAAGGCGAACGUGCUUGCAAGCUCGAGGCUGUGGAGGAAGGUCGUUGUCGAGACGUUGCAGAAUGAGUACCCCCAGCUCCAGCUAGACCACACCCUGGUCGACUCGGCGUCCAUGGUCAUGGUCGCCAGCCCCAAAAAGCUGAACGGCGUCCUCGUCACGGAGAACCUCUUCGGAGACAUUCUCUCGGACGAGGCCAGUGUCAUUCCUGGAUCGCUCGGUUUGCUCCCGUCAGCAUCCCUUGCGGGCGCGCCCUCCGUCACGGAUGCCCUCUCACCGGACUUCAAGCCGACGUACGGUCUCUACGAGCCCAUCCACGGCUCCGCACCCGACAUUGCCGGAAAGGGCAUUGCGAACCCGAUCGGCACUAUCCUCAGCGCGGCGAUGCUCCUCCGGUACUCGCUGGGUCUCGACAAGUACGCGCAGGCCAUCGAAGGCGCCGUACGGAAGGUACUUGACAACCAGGAUGUCGGCGGCUUCGAGCUGAGAACGGCGGAUCUUGGCGGGAGCGUGAAGACGACGGAGAUCGGUGACAAGAUUGUCGAGGUCCUGAAGGCAUCACUGGCGUGACGGUGUUGCAGCAAUGAAAGCGUACUGAGUGCGUAGCCCCAGGUCUCCCUCGUGUAGCAACACCAGUUGUAUGUUUAGUACUUCCAUCUCAAUCGAGUGGAGACCACUGUAGCUUGCUUGACCGAUGGUCGAAGCCGUUGAUGGUUGAGGCUGAGAGCAUACUGGUAGAACCCACAUUGUCAAGAUGAACAAUCAUCAAACCAUUCAACACCUUGAUACGACUCUACCAUGUCGACAG